UUCUUGAGCGGGUAAAACUGCCUUCAGAGAGCUCUGGUUGCAGAAGGGGCAUCACUGUUCCUGACUUUCAAGGAAAGCUUGAUAGUAACCUGCUAUUUGAAGAGCGCUUGGUGUGCGGCGCUUGUCUCUCCUGACAAGUGAGAAGAGCAACAGUCAGCAUCGCAGGCCUGUAGAGACAAGGGGAAGACCUCGGAGGAAAGCGGACAAGGGGUGGAGGAAACCUAUAAAAUGCCUCCUUUUUCUAGAACAGUGACUAGGGGAGGGGUGAGAAAGACAAAAGGUGAGGAGGGAAGCGGGUAUACAUAGAGGAAGGAGAUACAAAGGGGGUGUGAGAAACCACAGGUGAAGGAAAGGAGGAAAGAGAAAGCAGUGGGAAGAUGGUUAAAAAGUCCAAAGUCUCCAUGGUAAGACCCUACACGAAGUAACAGAACAACGAGUCGUUUAAAGACAAGAGGCCAUUCAGGUGAGUAAAAUGGUCAAUGUGACAAACUGCAGGAAGCUCAGGGAGUAAGAAUUUGGAACUGGCUUUCUUUAAAUUUAAAACAAGCAAUAGUAAGAACCAUCAGAAAUCUGGAAGCAUAAUGAAGUGAGGCAGCCGCCUUCUCUCUGUUUACAGAAAAAGGACGACAUGUGCUGGGUUAUUUAUAUACUUUUGGAGUAUUUUUCCUUGUUUAAUAGUGUCCAUCUAAUGUGAGAAAGUUCACGUCCUUAUGAAUGUUGUCCUUGUUAGUUUUAAUUACCUCCUAAACAGUAAGCUGUUUAUGCUUUCCUGUUAGUUCAGCUUUUUCAUAUGACACUGAUAUCUGAUAACCAAAGAAAGCUUUAAUGCCUAGAGAGAGUUUGACAUUAUUUAAUUUAAACGGAUUCUUGUUCCUGAGAAGGCUAUCUGAUAACUGCAGAAACCUAUAACCACUAGAGAUGAACUUUGCUGUCAUAUGGCUGGAUUCUUCUUGCUAGAUUUAGUUGGAAGCUUUACAUUGUUUCUUUUUUGUAUGUGCGCAUUUUGUAGAAUAUUUGCUCUUCAUUACAUGCAUAGUAAAAUUGACAGCACUAUCUUAUACAUACUCUACUCAGAAGCAGUUCCAUUGCAUUCCUUGGAGCUUACUCCCAGGUAAGUGUGCUGCUAAACUGCCUGAUCUAAAUAAGAAUAUUUUAGGGGUGGCUUCCAGGUCUGUUCUGACUUAACGGAGGCAGCCUCCAAGACAGCAGGAGAUUGUUGGCGAAGGAAAAACGAGGAUGAUUGAGGGUAAUUAUCCUUGCAAAUUCCCCCCAAGGAAAGUGGGGAAUGGGCUUCACUCGCAGUUCGUCUUGGUACCUGGCUCUCGCUCCGGCAUGGAAUGUGGGAGGCAGGGAGGCGCAGAGUGUAAAAGCCCUUUGCCUGGCAAAAACCCUCCAACACCACCAUUAAGAAGCAGAGGUUAUCCUGUUAAUUAGAGCUUAAUUGGACUAAAGUACAGGCACAUGCUAGAAGAGAUGAGAUCACAAACUGUGGAACAAACCAACUACAAGGACUUUAAGGUGUGAACUUGAGAUAAGACUUCAUUUGGUGCAAAAGACAGCGGGAGGGGAGCCUACGGUUUCUUUAUUUAAAGUUUUCUUCUCUAAAUUUAUGAUUCGGCAACCAUCCUCUGAAUGUUAGUUCAAAUUAUAUUUAUACAAGCAAGUAUGGAAUAAAUUGGAUUAUAAAUAUGGAUUAUAGCAUCAAACGGAAUUGUGUGUGUUGAAAAAGGAAAAAGGAAGGGAAGCUCUAUUUUGCAAAAGAUUUAUGAUGGAGACUUAGAGCUGACUUGUCCCCAUCCUUUAUUAUUUAUGAAGUCAAUAAAAUGAUUACAAAUGUGAUUGAAAUUAAUAAGAUUUUGGAACACAGAAAUAAAGAAAAUCAUCAAACCAUCAAAUCUAGCUUGCGGGGGGGGGCUCUUUGGCUAAAUUAUAUAAUUCGGUAUUUGAACGAUUGGUAUUAACAACUGCAUUAUAAAUUGGGUUUUUUUAAAUAAUGAGGCUAUUAUUGGACUGUAAUUGAAAACUAAUAAAAAACAUUACAUAAAAAGAAUAUUUUAGUGGUGGUGAUGAAGUCUGCACAUACACUAAUUUUAGAGAGGGGGGGAAGUCACAUGAUUUGGAAGUAGAAGACAGGACAAGAGCUUUCUUCUAAUUGCCUUAACCUCUAGAAACCAACAGAGUGUUCUGAGGCAUUUUGACUUGAGACUAUGUCCUACUUUAUUUAAUGGGACUUAGAAGAACAUGUGCAUAGAAUUAGAGAUCAAGGGCUACCUAUAGUUAGAGACAGAUGAGUGGUCUUGCUAACAGAAAUUUCUUCUUUAUUUAAGUUAUAAGAAUGCUGGAGCUGGCCUCAUCAUAGUCAGGGUGUUAUGGGAAGAUGAAUAGACCAGAGAAACCAAAUGCUCUUGGACCAAGCUGAUGGGGGGGCAUUGUUAGACCACCAAGUACAAUUGCAUUGUUAUUCUUUUGAAGUGGUUAUUACUAGAGGCAAGCUGUGCAAAACCAGCCAACUUGCCCAUGAUCUGAAUUCAGCUGAAACAGCUCUUUUGAUUUCCCACUUUUUAAUUUCUUUUUUGUUUGGAAUUCCUCAAUAUCUCUGCCAAUAAAUUCCCAUAUGAUGGUUAUGUAGCGCAUGUCCCAUGUGAAACUAGAUGUCUGGUUUGUGAGUGUGUGUGUGAUGUAUUAUCCCACUCCUAUUUAAUGUAUCUAUGUGUAGAUAUUUGCAUGUCAGUCCAUGUAUGUUAGGUCUCUGGAAAAAUCGAGGCCCUCUUUACCCUCAGCCGUUCAGUCAGGGAAAAUAAAAAGUACCAUUCCAUCAGGAUUGAUCCCCAAAUACUAUCAUCAUGAACUUGUGCUUUCACUUGGAAUGUGUCCGAUUUCAUUCCAGUUAACAGACCACAAGUACUAGACUUGUUCUGUGAGGUACAUUAGGUAUAGUUAGUGGUAGGCUCACGAGUGCUGUAUGGCAUUGCAUAUUUGAACUCUUUCCCCUCAGAAUCAUAGAAUCAUAGAAUCAUAGAAUCAUAGAGUUGGAAGAGACCACAAGGGCCAUCGAGUCCAACCCCCUGCCAAGCAGGAAACACCAUCAGAGCACUCCUGACAUAUGGUUGUCAAGCCUCUGCUUAAAGACCUCCAAAGAAGGAGACUCCACCACACUCCUUGGCAGCAAAUUCCACUGUCGAACAGCUCUUACUGUCAGGAAGUUCUUCCUAAUGUUUAGGUGGAAUCUUCUUUCUUGUAGUUUGGAUCCAUUGCUCCGUGUCCGCUUCUCUGGAGCAGCAGAAAACAACCUUUCUCCCUCCUCUAUGUGACAUCCUUUUAUAUAUUUGAACAUGGCUAUCAUAUCACCCCUUAACCUCCUCUUCUCCAGGCUAAACAUGCCCAGCUCUCUUAGCCGUUCCUCAUAAGGCAUCGUUUCCAGGCCUUUGACCAUUUUGGUUGCCCUCCUCUGGACACGUUCCAGUUUGUCAAUGUCCUUCUUGAAGUGUGGUGCCCAGAACUGGACACAGUACUCCAGGUGAGGUCUGACCAGAGCAGAAUACAGUGGCACUAUUACUUCCCUUGAUCUAGAUGCUAUACUCCUAUUGAUGCAGCCCAGAAUUGCAUUGGCUUUUUAGCUGCCGCGUCACACUGUUGGCUCAUGUGAAGUUUGUGGUCAACCAAGACUCCUAGAUCCUUUUCACAUGUACUGCUCUCAAGCCAGGUGUCCCCCAUCUUGUAUUUGUGCCUCUCAUUUUUUUGCCCAAGUGCAAUACUUUACAUUUCUCCCUGUUAAAAUUCAUCUUGUUUGUUUUGGCCCAGUUCUCUAAUCUGUCAAGGUCGUUUUGAAGUGUGAUCCUGUCCUCUGGGGUGUUAGCCACCCCUCCCAAUUUGGUGUCAUCUGCAAAUUUGAUCAGGAUGCCCUUGAGUCCAUCACCCAAGUCGUUGAUAAAGAUGUUGAAUAAGACCGGGCCCAAGACAGAACCCUGUGGCACCCCACUAGUCACUCUUCUCCAGGAUGAAGAGGAACCAUUGAUGAGCACCCUUUGGGUUCGGUCAGUCAGCCAGUUACAAAUCCACUGAGUGGUAGCAUAGUCAAGACCACAUUUUACCAGCUUCUUUACAAGAAUAUCAUGAGGCACCUUGUCAAAUGCCUUGCUGAAAUCAAGGUAGGCUACAUCCACUGCGUUCCCUUCAUCCACCAGGCUUGUAAUUCUGUCAAAAACGAGAUCAGGUUAGUCUGACAUGACUUAUUUUUCAGAAAUCCAUGCUGACUAUUGGUGAUCACAGCAUUCCUUUCUAGGUGCUCACAGACUGUUUGCUUAAUGAUCUGCUCCAGAAUCUUCCCUGGUAUUGAUGUCAGACUGACUGGGCGGUAAUUAUUUGGGUCCUCUCUUUUCCCCUUUUUGAAAAUAGGGACAACAUUUGCCCUCCUCCAGUCUGCCGGGACUUCGCCUGUUCUCCAGGAAUUCUCAAAGAUGACUGCCAGUGGUUCUGAGAUCACAUCUGCCAGUUCUUUUAAUACUCUUGGAUGCAGUUCAUCUGGCCCUGGAGACUUGAAUACAUCUAAACUAGCCAAGUAUUCUUGUACUAUCUCCUUAGUUAUUCUGGGCUGUGUUUCCUUUGCUGAAUCAUUUGCUCCAAAUUCUUCAGGUCGGGCAUUGUUUUCUUUAUCGGAGAAGACUGAGGCAAAGAAGGCAUUGAGGAGUUCAGCUCUUUCUGUGUCCCCUGUUUGCAUUUCACCAUCUUCUCCUCUGAGUGACCCCACUGUUUCUUUGUUCUUCCUUUUGCUACGGACAUACCCAUAAAAGCCUUUUUGUUGCUUUUAACCUCUCUAGCAAGCCUGAGUUCAUUCUGUGCUUUAGCUUUUCUGACUUUGUGUCUACACGUGCUGGCUAUUUGUUUGAAUUCCUCUUUGGUGGUUUCCCCCUUUUCCAUUUUUGUACACAUCCUUUUUAAUCUUAACUCAGUUAAAAGUUCUUUAGAUAGCCACCCUGGCUUCUUUAGGCACCUUCCAUGUUUCCGUCUCAUUGGUAUUGCCUGACGUUGUGCUUUUAGUAUCUCCCUCUUAACAAACUCCCAGCCAUCAUGAACUCCCUUUCCUUUUAGUAUUACUGUCCAUGGGAUCUCACCCAGCACUUCCCUAAGUUUUAUGAAGUCAGCUUUCUUAAAGUCAAGAAAUUGAGUCCUAGUAUGCUUGGCUGCUCCUUUCCGCUGUAUAGUAAACUUCAGAAGAGCAUGAUCACUUGCGCCUAAUGAUCCUUCCACUUCUACCCCACUAACCAGGUCAUCAACAUUGGUUAGGACCAGAUCUAAAAUGGCUGUUCCUCUUGUUGCUUCUCCCACUUUCUGGACAAUGAAGUUGUCUGCAAGGCCAGUGAGGAAUCUGUUUGACCUUAUGCUCUUGGCUGAGUUUGACAUCCAACAAAUAUCCGGGUAAUUGAAGUCCCCCAUUACUACUAUCUCCCUUCCUUUUGCAUGCUUGGCCAUCUGUUCCAGGAAGGCAUCAUCUAUGUCCUCCGUUUGGCUUGGGGAUCUAUAGUAAACUCCCACAAUGAGGUCACUGUUAUUCUUCUCUCCCUUAAUUUUGACCCAAAUGCUCUCACUUUGGCUUUGAGGUUCUAAAUCUUGGAUCUCUUCACAGGUAUACACAUCCCUGACAUAUAACGCCACUCCUCCUCCUUUCUUGUCUGGUCUGUUUCUCUGAAAUAGAUUGUAUCCCCCCAUUAUUACAUUCCAAUCGUGGGACUUAUCCCACCAGGUUUCAGUGAUGCCUAUUAUGUCAUAUUUAGUUUGCUGUACCAAGAGCUCAAGCUCAUCUUGUUUAUUUCCCAUGCUUUGCGCAUUAGUGUACAGACAUUGAAGUCCAUUAAUCAUUCCCCCGUGACUCUUAUUUAAGCAUUUCUUCCUCCCACCACUAGGUCUGUGUGCUGUUUGCUCCAUUUGGUCUAUGACAUUUGGAUGAUCAUCUUCAUCAAUUGAUAGACUCCUACCUUCAGGAGCACUAUCUCCCUCCCCCACAUUAGUCAGUUUAAAGCCCUCCUGAUGAGGUUUCUGAGAUUUUUGGCAAAAACAUUUCUCCCAACCGUUGUGAGGUGCAGCCCAUCGCUUGCCAGAAGUCCAUCUUCAAGAAACUGCAGUCCGUGAUCUAAGAAUCCAAACCGUUCCUGUUUACACCAUUUGCGAAGCCAGCUGUUCACUUCCACUAUUUUCCCCUCUCUCCCUGGGCCACGUCGUUCAACUGGGAGGACAGAUGAGAUCACAAUUUGUGCAUUUAAUUGCUUCAAUUUCCUGCCCAGAGCCUCGUAGUCUCUUUUGAUCUUCUGGAGGCUAUUGCUUGCAGUGUCAUUGGUUCCCACGUGAACCAAGAGGAAGGGGUAUUUGUCAGUGGGUUUUAUGAUUCCUUGCAGUCGUUCAGUUACAUCUUGGAUCUUAGCCCCGGGAGACAGCACACUUCCCGAGACAUCUUGUCAGGCCCACAGAUCACUGCUUCUGUUCCCCUCAGUAGGGAAUCCCCUAUCACCACUACACGCCUCCUCUUAGGUUUGGCCGGGGUUCUUCUGUGAGCUGUCCGCUCCAAGGUCGCCUGCACAUUCCCUGAGGACUGACUUUGCUGCUCGUCUUCAUAUACCUGAUCGACUGUAAUGAGGGAGAGAUCCUCAAAUGGAGUCUGCUCUUCGUCUUCCAUGCUAGGGGAGAGGACCUCAAAGCGAUUGUGUAUUUCUAAACAAUCAGAGCGAACCCUGGGCCUCCUACUUCUUUGAGUCACGUUUCUCCAUAUAUCUGGCUCCUGUGUUGGUGAACUAGCGUCCUUCUCAGGGGAGUCCCCUGUCUCCUCCUUGGUGGAGACGGUGUGCUCUGUUGCUUCCAAGAAGAGCUCCAGCUCUCUAAUUCUUUGGAGCGUAGCUACACGUUCCUCCAGUUGCUGGACUUUGUCUUUUAAGAGGGCAAUCAACAUGCAAUUGCUGCAGGUAAAGCUGCCUGCAACCUUUGGCAAGAUGGCAAGCAUUGCGCAGGAACCGCAGGCGACUGCAGCUGUUCCCUCCCCUCCAUCUUGAGAACGUGUCGUUGGGGGUGGCUACAGUGGUCCUCCAUCAUAAAAAGCGUGAAGACAGGAAAAAUAACUCCCCCACAAAAAACCUAGGUCUUCCCCAACAAACGUUUGAGACUAGCUCCCUAAAUCUAAAAGAUGGAUAAAACUGCGCGCGCCGCUAGGCUGCGCCGCUGCCCUGCAAUCUCUGAUAAGCUCCUCCCACAGCUAAUCACCUGCCUCAACAGAAACCCUGCCCCCUCUGACCUUUGCACAGGGAGAGCAGCCAAUCAGCCACAAAGAAACACACACACACAAGAAAACCCUUUUUGCUCCUUCUUCAACUGCUGCCCUGCAAUCUCUGAUAAGCUCCUCCCACAGCUAAUCACCUGCCUCAACAGAAACCCUGCCCCCUCUGACCUUUGCACGGGGAGAGCAGCCAAUCAGCCACAAAGAAACACACACACACAAGAAAACCCUUUUUGCUCCUUCUUCAACUGCUGCCCUGCAAUCUCUGAUAAGCUCCUCCCACAGCUAAUCACCUGCCUCAACAGAAACCCUGCCCCCUCUGACCUUUGCACAGGGAGAGCAGCCAAUCAGCCACAAAGAAACACACACACACAAGAAAACCCUUUUUGCUCCUUCUUCAACUGCUGCCCUGCAAUCUCUGAUAAGCUCCUCCCACAGCUAAUCACCUGCCUCAACAGAAACCCUGCCCCCUCUGACCUUUGCACAGGGAGAGCAGCCAAUCAGAUACAAAGAAACACACACACACAAGAAAACCCUUUUUGCUCCUUCUUCAACUGCUGCCCUGCAAUCUCUGAUAAGCUCCUCCCACAGCUAAUCACCUGCCUCAACAGAAACCCUGUUUCUCAGCCUUUGUACAAAACCCUAACCAGCACAUGGGAGGUGUUUGUUUGCAUGUUUGUUUACUAUUACAUUUAUACUCCAUGGAGGGAACUCCAUGGAGCUCAAGGUGGCCAGCAUACUUCUCCUCCUCAUUUUCUCCUCACAACAACCCUGUGAGGUAGGUUAGGCUGAGAUUGAGUGGCUGGCCCAAGGUCACCCAGUGAGUUUCAUGGCUGAGUGGGGAUUCAAACCCUGGUCUCCCAGGUCCUAGUUCACCCUCUAAACACUACACCACACUGGCUCUCAACUGCACAUGCUUGAUCAGGCUAUUUCAUCCCUAGUACUCAACAUUUUACAUUGCACCAGAGGCUGCAGCAGCAGAGGAGUAUGUUUGCCUGUCCAGAUAUGGUGGUGGUGGUGGUGGUGAUGGUGAUGCAGCCCAUCUGGCAGGGUUGCCCCAGUCACUCGAGGUAGCUUCCAACAAAUUAAAACACAGUAAGACACCAAACAUUUUAAACUUCCCUAUAGAGGGCUGCUUUCAGAUGUCUUUGAAAAAUCAGAUAGUUGUUUAUUUCCUUGGUUAUGGAUCUAGCACAAAUAAUAUUACAUGGCUCCUCUUUGUAGCAGUCCCUGUAUUAGCAAAUUCUGGGUGAUGCACUAUAUAUAAAACCAAUCAGACACCAAACUGAACAGUCUCAGCUGCCCCAGUGUCUUCUCUCUGGAUUUUCCUAUGGUGAGACAAUUCCUAAGGGUUCAGAGUUCAGAAUGGUGAGAUUCUGAAUCCACAGUCUCUUGGGAACUAUGCAAAGUAUUCUCACUGUUGCAAGCAAGUUAUGCAUUAUUUUUAUCACAUACAUUUUAUUUUAACACAUACAUUUUAUUUUAUCCCUGUACUUUGCCCUUGGGAAUGUCAGUACUCGGUUGGAAGGAAUCUGAAGCAUACCAGCAUAGGCAAUCAUUCCUCUUCCAGCUCCUUUCUCUUUGGCCUGUAGGCUGAUUUCACAUACCCUCCUCCACUGUCCUUGUCUCCUUUGUGUCAUCACAGCACUUGAAAGAAAUAGAACAGAUGAGCAGUUACAUGAGCAGUGGGGAUCAAGAACAGACCAAAAGAUCUCAUCAGAGAACCAAUUUGAUUUCCCCUCCUUUUCAAAGGAGACUUUAAAAAAUAAAAAGCCCCGAUAUUUAAAUAUUGGGUGAAUAUCUACUGAAAAAACAAAACUGUUCAAAAAUGUGUUUGAUUAAUUUGCUCCCAUAAAAAUUAAAAACCCAGCCCCCUCUGGAUUAUGCUAUGUUUCCCCUUUCUAGCUAAUUUGUAUGUAGGUUAGAAUGUGAACAUAUUGUCACGUCAGUAAGAAACAUCUGUCCAUUUGUCUACUAGAACAGGUGUGGGAGAAAGUAAGGUCAGGAUCUAUUGGUAGAUUGUUGGAUAAUUUGCAAUGUAAGGAUUUCCUGUCUCCCAGUCACAAGUUACAAUACCUUACCUACCCCACCCUAAAUUAGGUAGUUAGAAUCCCUGAUCUGUAGUGAACUAGAUUUGUACUUACGUAUAUACAGGCCAUUACACUCAUAGGUAAUUUACCUGACCUCUUGAGCCACUGUUUUAUACCUAAACCACGAGCUCCAGUUGAUGAAUCUUGAGGUUCUAGUAAAAAAGAUAAACUAAACACCAUUGAUUCAACAAACCAGCGAAGACAUGGUGCCUUAAAAACUCACACUUCCGGGUUAGCGCCAUCGCCGAAUGGCGGACUCCCUCCGAGCUCCGGAGGGAGUCUGCUCGGCAGGGGCUGGGUCCUACCGCGCCGGCGACGCGGGGACCCUUCAAAACCACGGGCACGGAGUCCGUGGACAUGGGUGACUCGGCUUGCACCAUUAGCGCCCUCCCGACUCGUGAAGAAGCCUUUUAAAGGCUUCGGAUCGGGUGCCGGGAGUGGCGUGGUGCUUUGAGUCCACUGCUUUCACUGCCGAGCGCAGCCGCAUGCCAUUCGACGGAGAGCGCUGACUUCUUCCAUUGAAAAUUUGGACUAUUAACAACAACCCGUGAGUAAUUGGGAAACCGGGUUCAAAAUUUUGGAUUUGGCACGAGCGGGGCGAUUUAAAAGGAAGUCAAUCCCCCUAUUGUAAGCAUUCCAAAACAAGGACUGGGUAACCAAGGUCCAAAGGGAAGUAUAUCUCUGAUAAAAAUCAUUAAUUUCACGAUGGGAAAUUAUAAGAAAUGUGCUGGAGGAGAAGAGUGGAGGGUGAGAAGAAAAUGCAACCCCCCCCCUGGGAACCGGGGCGAUUCGUGGAGCCUGGUGAAGAGAGACGGAGACUUUGACAGCUGUCAAAGUGGCUGUCAAAGCUGGAGAAUAUAAAGAGGACUUUGUUAUGAGGACCUUGCUGGUUAAUUUUGUUACAAUUUGCUAUAAUAUGGAUAUAAACUGUUGGAAAAUAAGCAACAAUUUGACUUUUGGAUUAGAGGAUACAAAGUUAUUACAAUCCCCUAGAGGGGUUUCGGGAUACUACAAGAACGGUCGUAAGUGGAAAAAUACCCUGGGAUUCGUACAGGACUUGUUAUCUUCUGGGAAAGCUGCAAAACUGAAAGAGUAUUUUGUCUACAGAGGAAGACAAUGGAAUUUUUUAUUGAAGAAAGGAAGGGACUGGACGUAAGUUUUGUUCCUGAAUAACAAACCUCUGCAGAGACACUAGAUUUCUGAAUUAGAAAGUUUUAGCAGCUGAACAGGACAAGAAACCUGAGAAAGUGAGGAAUAAGAAGAAUAAAGGACUGAUUACGACACGGAAAGAACAACGGGAGGAGUGGUAAAGAUCAAGGAAAUUAAAGGCCUUUGUUAUAUUGGACAUUUGAAGUUAAAUAUUAUUUAAAUUAAUAAAUUAAAAGAAAACCGUAAAGAUGGAAUCGGGUAUAAAUCUGGUCAUUAAAUGAGACUUCCAAGCUGAUAAUGUAUAGACUGAUGUACAUGGGGAAUUCAAACCGGGAAGGGGGAGAUUUGAAAUCCAAAGGCUGUGUAACCAUCUUUUGAAUUUUUCUAUAUUUUCUUAUUUUCUAUUUCUUUACAUAACUUACGCAUGUUAUUCUACUUUGAUCGGACGUGUUUAAAAAAAAGGGAAUUUGUGGAAGGAACUGGGGUGGAUCUUGGGGAAAAUCUUUUUUCUUUUUCUGUUAAUGAUGUGGGACGGUGGUAAGAUUUGUACAAUUCAAUCUGGAUAGUGGGUUAAACAAAUUAAGCUUUAAAUUGGGAGUGAGAGCUUGUAGAACCAAAUUAAGGAAAGGGGAAUACAAUUGGGGGGGGAGGGGGGGAGUCCCAGAAAGUAGGGAAUGAAAGUAAGGUUUUUAAAUAACUUUUUUCUUCUGUCUUUUUUCUUUGUAUUUUUAUAUUUUUGGAAACUUUAAUAAAUAUGAUUUAAAAAAAAAAAAAAAACAUAAAAACUCACACAGAAGUUAUGGCAGAAGCUUUUGUGAACUAAAGCCCACAGUGAUGCAUGGAGUGUUGCCCGCAGUUUGAUAUUCUCUCUCUCUCUCACACACACACACAUACACACACACACACACACACACACGUACAUGAAAAGAGACUGGAAGGGGGUAGAGUAAACAGUGGAGCCAAGCACCAUGGAAUUCAAGAAAUACAGCUUGUGAUGCAUCUGUGCAAAAUUCAGAUGUUCCAUAUAAUGCUGAGAAAGCUGUAUGAUGUCCUUCUUUAGACCAGUAUCAUGCUAAGUUUUUGCUACGAGGCAUUUAUCCAUGUUGUUCCCUGCGUCUCCUUAAAUAAACAAAUAAAAGCAAUCUCCCUUUUACUGACUGCACCACAAUACAGCCUCAAAAAUGAAGCUGUAGUCUUCUCUUUCCACCGCACUCAGACUAUGUCAAUACAGUAUUUCUUAAUCUUCCUGGGUUCAUCCGUAUUAUUUGGCUGUCCUCGCUGGCGUAUCCAACACCUCCCAAUUUAGUACCAGACAUAAGAUUUACAUGCUUUGUUACAUGCCAGUUCAAUCAGCUUUGAACUCGCUGAUAAAGAUACAAAGUAAAACACCCAUCUGUGCAGCAGCAUUCAGCACACUCACACCCAAGGUAUGAUAACGCCACUUAGCAUUAUCCUUUGCUUGCAGUCCUUCAACUCAGUAUAUUCACAGCAUUCAUAAACAUGGAGGGAAGCUUUUGGAGUAUACCGUACUUUCCAAUUCAAUUGUUUUACAAUAAUCUCUGUGGUUUCAGAGAACAAUGUGUAGCAAAACAACAGAGACUCUUACAGCACUUUAAUGAUGAGUCAGAAGACUCUCUGAGAUUUCAGAGCAUCUCAGAGACAACUAGCUUCUUUUUCCCCUCUCCCUUUGUAGUGUGAGUUCUAGAUUGAUUAUUGUUAAGUAUCUCGUUUAUUUGGUACAGUUUUAAAAAGCAGCAACAUAAUGUUGAAUGCUGCAUUGAUUUUAGAUUGCCCUGCUGUAAGUCAUCCCUGAGAUUCACUUUUUAUUUUAAUUAAAAUGUAUGUGUCUAUUUGAGAGAUUUAUGUCCCACUUUGGGGCAGAAGCUCUCAAGGCACUUACAAAAACAAUUUCACACUGGAGAAACCUUUUCUUGAUACUUCAAAGUUUAAAGGCACUAGGCAAAGUUGCCUUGGGAUAAAUUUCUAGCAUGGGUGCCAACACAGUAAAAGCCCUUUCAGUGGUCAACUUCAAAUAUGAAAUUAUUCUUCCAUGAGGUUCAUCCCACAGUGUGGCCAUAAUGCAGCCUUUUUCAGCCUUGGGUCCCCAUAUGUUGUUGGACUACAAGUCCCAUCAUCCCUGCCCGCUGGUCCUGCUAGCUAUGGAUGAUGGGAGUUGUAGUCCAACAACAUAUGUGGACCAAAGGAUGAGAAUGGUUGUCAUAAUGUUUAAAAGCUCAGAACUGCAUAGGUGGGGCCAUUUGUGCAAGUCCUUCAUAUCUGAUCGUAGCUGAACCAGAAUCAGGAACCAACACAAUUGGCCCCGAUUGCACCGUGCCAUACCUUUAAAUGUUACAACCACACCAUGGGAUGAAGCUACGGAAAAACUAUUCCAAAGCCACUGCUAUAACAUCUAAAAGGCACCAAAAGCAAACGGCAUCAAUGUUUUCCUUUUGAACAGACAUCCUUGUUAAAGAAUAUCCAUACUAGAUGGGCUUAGCUUCGAGCAUUCCUUUUGUGCAGUGAAUAUUGUAAUAUCUUAAUUUCACCCAUCACAAGUUCAGCACCCAUCACAAGAAGCAUUUUACAGAGAAGGCCCUGAAGGCAGACUCAUAUAGGACCUUUUCCCCAUUGCAAGGGGAUUUCAUUUCCUAAUAGAGAUCUAUGUGGAAAGGGUCUAUGUGGAAAGGGUCCAAAAGUCAAGUUUCCCAAACUUAUAUUGGCCAUACAGAUUUUCAUUCAAAUUUGCACCAGCCAACAGACUUCCAUGUAUCAUAUGGUAGGGAAACGGCCAUGCAUUUAAAAAAAUACAUUUAAUCACUAACCCUCUUCUGCAGGGCUAACAGUCUUUGGUCACCUUUCUUGUGGGAAAACAUAGUGCUAGCUGUUGAGGUCUGCUAUUUAUAUCCCUGCAGAUCCCAUUUUAGCUAGGCCUCCAGGCUUUCUGUGUGUUAAGUGAAGGAUUCUUGGCCUCCCCGCAGCAAAUAACAGAAGUUCAUACAAAGAGAGUUCUCUGAAGCAGAAGCUUACAUGGGUGGAAUGGUCUGCCCACCUCGUAACAGGGAGUUCUUUAAACCGCUUCGCUAUUCUUUGCUUGUCAAGGACGCUGCUUUGUCUGGAGCAAAGAGUAAUGGAGUACGGUGUCUCUGUCUUCCCUCUCAUUCAGUGCAUGUGAUACCACAAGCAAAAGGAAGUUAUGGCCAUGAGAACAAGGAAGGGAAAACUUCCCUCCUCUGAAAGAAAGUAACAAAAGGUUUUUAUAGCUGGGUGAUCUCAAAGAAACAGUGCCAUAGGGAUGUCGACCACAACAUCCAGAUGUGUAGACGCCCGCUCUCAAAUGAACAGCAUUCGCUCACUCAAAGUUGUGUUCUGCUGCCCAACUUACAAUGGGACUGUUUUGAGGAAGGGAAAUAGAUACGUAAGUAGAGGCGUGGUGAAUGGAAACACUGGAGAGUUUGGCUACUAGGUUAAAUGAGGUCAUCACACAGUGAGUUCAUGGUAGACAGGCAUGGGUGUAUGACCAAAGACUUAGGCACGAGUGGUCCCAUGCAAGGUGGCUGAGAGUACUUGUGAUAUGCUUACAGAGGUGCUUUGAUGUAUAAAAGAAGCAGAACUGCAAGCUUUAGGCUGCAAUCCACUGCCUACUUUUUUUGGGAGUACUCCCUCCUGGAUUCAAUGUGACUUGUUUCUAAGUAGACGUGUUUAGGAUUAUGAUAUUGCUAAUCAAUUUCUUUGCUAGAUUAAACAACUAAAACAACACAGUGGGGCAAAAUAUGAAUUGGUGAUGCUGAGACCAAGUGACACAUUUUUCAACUUUCCUGAAGUACUUUGACUUAGUAAUCCUACUUCAGUAUAGUACAGUGGUACCUUGGGUUAAGUACUUAAUUCGUUCCGGAAGUCCGUUGUUAACCUGAAACUGUUCUUAACCUGAAGCACCACUUUAGCUAAUGGGGCCUCCUCCUGCUGCCGCACCGCCAGAGCACGAUUUCUGUUCUCAUCCUGAAGUGAAGUUCUUAACCUGAGGUACUAUUUCUGUGUUAGCGGAGUCCAUAACCUGAAGCGUAUGUAACCCGAGGUACCACAGUACUAUAAUGAAGUGGUAUAAUGCUUUAUCUACAAAAAAAAAAGUUGCCUUUAUCUGCUUCCACAGUUGCUUUUGUGGCAGUUUUGGAGUCUUUCAAAUGCCACUCUAUCUACAAAGGAAGUACUAUUUAUUGGCAAUUAUUUCUCUUCCAUUGCAUUCGCAUUUGCAUUUUUAAAAAUGGUGUUAUAUGUUAUAACAUUGUACACUGCCCUGGAUAUGAGAUGAUAUGGAAGUACUUUUAUGCAUAAAUAAGAUUAUUUCAGCAAGACACACAAACUCUCUCUCUCCUCUCUCUCUCCCUCAGAGACCAGUCUCUCUGCUGAGCCAAAAUGGGUGACUGGAGCUUCCUAGGAGAAUUUCUGGAGGAAGUCCACAAGCAUUCCACAGUGGUGGGGAAAGUCUGGCUGACCGUGCUCUUUAUCUUCCGGAUGCUUGUCCUGGGCACAGCCGCAGAGUCUUCGUGGGGAGAUGAACAGUCAGACUUCAUGUGUGACACCCGGCAACCGGGUUGCGAGAACGUCUGCUACGACAAAGCUUUCCCCAUCUCCCACAUCAGGUACUGGGUCCUCCAGAUCAUCUUUGUCUCCACCCCUUCCCUGCUGUACAUGGGACAUGCAAUGCACACAGUGCGCAUGGAGGAGAAGAGGAAGCUAAAGGAGGCCAAAGAAGCGUCGGCAGCAAUUCAGAGCAAGGGAGAUUCUUUCCACCAGCAGGAGUACCAAGCACCCGAGAAGGCAGAGCUGUCCUGCUGGGAUGAGCCAAGUGGGAGGAUCAUUCUUCAAGGCACUUUGUUGAACACCUACGUCUGCAGCAUUUUAAUCCGUACCACCAUGGAGGUAGCAUUCAUCAUUGGGCAGUACAUGCUGUAUGGAAUCUUCCUUGAGACGCUCUAUAUCUGUCAACGGAAGCCUUGCCCCCAUCCAGUCAACUGCUACGUCUCUCGGCCAACUGAGAAGAACAUCUUUAUCAUUUUCAUGCUGGCCGUAGCAGCACUCUCCCUGUUCUUAAGCCUGGCUGAACUAUAUCACUUGGGAUGGAAGAAAGCCAAGCAGAAGUUCUCCCAUCCUUACAAACGCAGCCCCAGCCCAGUCGCCAGCAAACUGGAAACAGACCCCCAAGCAAAGAUGACCCAAGGCUGUACCCCUCCUCCAGAUUUUAAUCAGUGUUUGGCCAACCCUGGUGGAAAAUUUAUCAGUCCCUUCAGCAACAAAAUGGCCUCUCAGCAGAACACUGCCAAUUUUGCAACGGAGAGGGUUCACAACCAAGACAACGUAGACAGGGAAGCUCCAUUUAUCCAAGUUAACUAUUCUCAGGCUUCGGAGGCCGCCAAUAGCUCCACACCCACCCUGGUUCCCAAUGGCUACUUCCACGACAAACGUAGGCUCAGCAAAACCAGCCACGCCAGCAGUAAAGCUCGCUCUGAUGACCUGUCCGUGUGAAUUGUGUUCUGUGGGGGCAACAGGAAGGGAAGACUCUCUGAUGUGACAAAAACUUGCAGUGUAGAUUUUGAAACCCUGGCAGUCUGGGGUCCAAUCAGCCAGUUCAACUCAUUAAGUGAAUGGCCUGGCAUAUUGCAAAAAGUUUAUGUCAAAGCUUAUUUCAUUAUUUGAGUUUGUUAACAUACAGUCAGAAAGGGGAGUGAUCUAUUUCAAAACAAAUACUAAAAUAAGCUUUGGUUACUAGAGAAAGGACUGAAGCUGAAGAAUACUUUGAGUAGAUAUCACUCUCCACUUAAACCAGUAUAAUCAUUCUGAUUUUUCCAAAGAAUGCUGGAGUGAUAAUAAUAAAAAUAAUAAUUUUAUUAUUUAUACCCUGCCCAUCUGGCUGGGUUUCCCUAGCCACUCUGGGCGGCUCCCAACAGAACACUAAAAAUGGAAUAAAACUUCAAACAUUAACAACUUCCCUAAAAAGGGCUGCCUUCAGAUGUCUUCUAAAAGUGAGAUAGUUGUUUAUUUCCUUGACAUCUGAUGUGAGGGCGUUCCACAGGGCGGGUGCCACUACCAAGAAGGUGACAUCUUUAGUGGAAGUCCCAAGCCCUUUCAUAAAUCCCUAUAUCACUAUAAAUCCCUGGAUUUCUUGAUUGGAUUUAUGAUAGUUUCAAUUUGCAGUGGCUUUGGUUGCUAUUUUGGACAAAUCCUUAAACUAGCAGACCCUAACACUCUGCUAUUUAAUAGGGAGGUGUCAUUGAUUGUGACAUCCACUAUUUCUCUCCUCUCAAAUAAAGCAGAGACACUGACUUGCUGAGCUAAACAUUUACUUCCCAGAUGAGGCUGGUUUCUUAUAUGCAGCACUGACCUGAUGACUAUGAGCCUCUGCUCUUCCACUUCUCCACUUCCCUUCUAGCAUCAUUUUCAGACAUUUUGCAAGCACACCAUGGGGCAGCUUCCCUUUUCCUGGAAAAGUGAAAAAUAAAGUGGUCUUUCCUUCUCAUCUUUCCACUGGACCCCGCAUACUAUUCCAGCUUGCCCUACUUAUGCCAAGUAAAUGUGCAAUGAAUUCUACUUGAAUUUUUGAUAUGUCUGUAUAUAACUACUUUAGAAUUUGAAUAGCCUCCUAGAUAAAGACUAGCUCUGUAUGACAGUAACUGAAUAGACUUAUUAGAGUUGUUUCAACAGAAAUAUUUACUCAAUGGAAACAAUAUUUCCCAUGGAAAAUAAUACUUCAAUGAGAAACGUGAAGAAAUAAUGCUUUAUUUCUAAUAAUGAGAAAUAAUACUUUAAUGAGAAGCAACCCAGUGUGGGGAAGCACAUUCAUAUUUUGUAGUUUUUUUAAAUUUUGUACUCUUUUUAAUCCAUUCUUACAUUUAAAUUUAGCGGUGAUGUGUGUGUUUGUUUGUUUUUUUAAAAAAAUGAUCAGGCAAGAAUACACUCAGGAUCAAAAGUAGAGAAUGCAAGGGCUAAGAGGACCAUUUCAACUAGAAUGGCCUCUUGUAUGCACAAAGGAGAGGAAAUGUUUCAACAAGAAACAGGAGCCAAGAGGACGUGAAUUGGCAUAAAAUUUGUGUAUGUUAAUUUAUAGAGAGAUGCAAAUUUAGAACUGAUUCCUUUAAUUGGUGGUAGUACACUUUGGGUUCAUCCACACUUCUGCUUGUCCCAUGCCUAGGAAGCACAGGUCCAAGAGGUUUUCUCAUGCUCUCUAGACAGUAAAGAGCAGCACAGACAGAAGUGUGGACCAGAGCUACAUCUCACCUUAGUGGGGAAGUCUGUGUGCCUGCUCGGUUUUCUGUUCAAAUGUUAACUAUCACAGCCACCUUCAAGGCACCUGCUCUCCCUUCUUUUGGUUUUUUAGCUUUAAACUGGACUUGGAUCCAGUGGUGGUGGUGGUGGUGGGUCAACACUGAAAAUGGUAGGGUAAAGGCAGGGAGCCCCUCAGUAGGUGGAGCCAGAGCCAAUGACAGGCAGAGUCAACUAAUUCUAGUCUUGUCCCCAUGCUCCUCCCUGCUGAGUUCUACAAGGGCAACACUGAGCCUAAGACGAAAGAAGCUGACAGGAAUGGUCACCCCCUGGACUGGAUAUAAGUAAGAAGGCUAGCCCCAUUUACCCUAAUGAACCAACCUCUACUGCUUGGACCAGACAGGCCUUCAAACAGAAGGUUGUCCUCUGGCAGACCUUCAUACAGACGACUAUUUUCAGUGAAGUAGGAUACAUGGCCACCAGAAUUUCAACAUUAUUUCUAGAGAGCUCUAAACCAUUUCUGUACUCAAUUAGCUGAGCAGGAAGCACUGGCAGAAGCAGAUGAGAACUAGAAAAGCCACAUAGUUUUGGCAGCUGGAGGAGGAGGGCAAGGGAAUCAUGAGGCACCCACCUUACAGGUGCAGCGGUCAGGAAUCAGGCCCAAGCAAUUUCUGGAGCCUCUAGCACUGUUGAAAGUCUAAUCAGAGCUACAGGAAAUUAACUUCUCAUGAGUUAAUUAGAAUGAUAUGUUUCCUUAUAGCUUCUCCUAGGUUUCCUGGAGUAGUUGUGUCUGGUCUUCAUGCUCUAUGAGUGACCAGGACCAGUUUCAUACACUUGGGACGCCAAAAGCCCCUGAGGAGCCUCACAAGACCUAUAAACAUGAUUCACUCGUGCAAAGCCUUCACUGUCUUGCAAGUUCACUUCAAUUUUUCCCUCACGUGACCUCUUAAGAGUGGGAAUAUUAUCUACUGACGGAGUGUCAAGCAUGGCUGACACUUAUUCUUAAAGAAACUAGAAAAAUACUCAGUUCCAUCCCACACCACCACGCUACAGUUUAGACUAGAUGUUCAAGAUAGCAAACACCACUAACCUUGUAGACUGCACAGAUGACACCCAGGAAUAGGGGGAUCAGUUUGUUUAUCACAAAACUCAGAUAAGGGAAUUUUUGUCAUCCUCUUUCAGGAGGAUCUGGUUUCUAAAUAGUAAUGUGUUCUGCUGCCCUUUCAAAAACAUAUGUUUACUGAAUUAAUGUUGCAUCCCACCACCUUAUAUUGAGCAGAGAGAACAAGCGCAAUGAUGUAUUUGUGAUAGAAGGGUGGAUGAAAAACAAAAUCCUGUGCUUAAUUAACAUUUGCUUCCUUUAUAGCCCCUGAUUUCUCCAUAUUUCAAGAAGGAGGGUGGGAAGAUGCAUGUUCUCUUUUAAAGAAGUUUUAAAACUAUGCUUUGUUUUGUCCUAAUAAAGUUUGGACUACAACUUCUCUGAUUUGUGUCUGCUCUCAACAAAGCCAGUAUGGG
Messenger RNA from Podarcis lilfordi (Lilford's wall lizard), 19266 nucleotides. NCBI's taxonomy places the organism in Eukaryota, Metazoa, Chordata, Lepidosauria, Squamata, Lacertidae. The record is from the annotation of a GenBank genome assembly.